CCCUUAAUCUUAGUCCUCCAAACAACUUAAUAUAGAUUAAAAAAAUAUCCGUAAAUUCUCUCAAAGGUUUUAGGGUUUUUGCUGCUAGGGCAAGUAUUUAGCCCUAAAUAGCUCCCCGCCUCUGUUCUUCUUUUGUGUUAUUAGUCUGGGGAGAGACGAAGAACAGGCAGAGGCAGAGGAGGUUCUGCGGCAGCCAUGGUGCACGUUAGCUUUUAUCGCAACUAUGGUAAGACCUUUAAGAAGCCUCGUCGUCCUUAUGAGAAAGAACGGUUGGAUGCUGAGCUAAAGUUGGUUGGAGAGUAUGGUCUCCGUAACAAAAGAGAACUCUGGAGGGUUCAGUAUGCCCUGAGCCGUAUUCGUAAUGCAGCAAGAAUGCUUCUUACUCUUGAUGAGAAGAAUCCUCGUCGGAUCUUUGAGGGUGAGGCUUUGCUGCGUCGCAUGAACAGGUAUGGACUUCUUGAUGAGAGUCAGAACAAGCUUGAUUAUGUUUUGGCAUUGACGGUUGAGAACUUCCUUGAGCGCCGACUCCAGACCCUUGUGUUCAAGUCUGGGAUGGCCAAGUCAAUCCACCAUGCUCGUGUGCUCAUCAGACAACGACAUAUAAGGGUUGGCCGUCAGGUGGUGAAUAUACCAUCUUUCAUGGUCAGAGUUGAUUCACAGAAGCACAUAGACUUCUCUUUAACUAGUCCUCUUGGUGGAGGACGGCCUGGUCGUGUGAAGCGAAAGAACAUGAAGGCAGCAUCAAAGAAGGCUGCAGGCGGAGAUGAAGAGGAGGACGAGGAUUGAGUGAUAGCAAAAUAGAUAGCCUUUACUUUGCUGUCGUAGAGAUUUGUUUGAUGCUCCAAUGUCUUGGAGCUUGUGGCUUUGCUAGAAAUAUGAUGUAGGACCUUCUUUAAUAUAUACUGUAGUCAAGUUUUGUUUUGAUCAUUCAUUCCUCUUCCUAAGAGCUGGAAUGAGACGGAUGGCUAUUAAGAGUAAAUUUAACAAAGUUCUUUUCCUUCCA
Molecule: messenger RNA, 1003 nt
Organism: Cryptomeria japonica (Japanese cedar)
Lineage: Eukaryota; Viridiplantae; Streptophyta; Pinopsida; Cupressales; Cupressaceae
Product: small ribosomal subunit protein uS4y
Exons: 3
Coding region: 196-786 (196 amino acids)
Biological process (GO): translation; positive regulation of translational fidelity
Cellular component (GO): cytosolic small ribosomal subunit
Molecular function (GO): structural constituent of ribosome; rRNA binding
Source: RefSeq, a predicted model, not a curated record